CAUUUCUCUGAUCUACAUACACAGAAUCUCUAUUACGCCUGCAACUGCUACUUAACUCAUCUCAAUUGUUUGUGUUUUCUUCUUGACAGAUCGAGAGCAUAUGGCAGCUACGGUGGCCGUCCCCAGUGCUAUCGUCCUUAAAGUUUUAACCACAAAUAACUAUGAAGAUUGGAGUUUUCGGGUCAGAACCUAUUUGCUGGCCAAGGGUCUUUGGAAGGUGGUCGAAUCCGCCAUGGAACCUUCUGAUGGUGAUGAGGCCGAUUUUGAAGCUUGGAGUAAGAACAAUGCAGAGGCUUUGCAUGCUAUUCAUAUUACUUGCGGGGAAGAUAUCUUUCCUUUUAUCCGGGGCAUCGACACAGCUAAAGCUGCCUGGAAUACUUUGGAAAAGAAAUUGAAGCCCGCUGGACUACCAAAAAGAGAAGAUGCGAGAUCUGAGCAUCAGUCCCCAAUGGAUGGUGAGCUACAGCUAAAAGACCUCAAACCAGAACCAGUAGUAGAAGGUAUCAUCUCGAUCGACCCUCCUAUAGUUGUAGAAGGAUGCAACAACAAUGCCAGUUCCACCACCAAUGAUCUUGACCGCGGCUCCUAUCAACAUUUCUUUGAUUGUGUGGAAUAUUAUUGGAGGGGUAACAACGAAAGUGAAGCACUCGAGUUUCUUAAACAAUAUCCACACCCAAUAAGAGAACUAAGACAUCCAUCAUCCAACUUUCCAGCUCUUCACUUUGCAGCCUCUGAGGGUAAUUUGAUUAUUGUAAAAGAGUUGGUGCGAUUAAUGACAGAGGAAGACUUGGAAGAAAUACUGGAUCCUUCUGGUCGUACAGCUAUUUGUUGUGCUAUUGAAAAUCUAGCUACACUGGAAACUGUAAAACUCAUGAUUGAAAAGAACAAGAAGUUACUUAGCAUUGUUGAUCCUUCCACCAAUAUGAUUCCGCUUGUCAUUGCUCAUGGAGUAAAAUGGUACAGAGUUGACGUGGUUAAGUAUCUGCAUUCUGUCACUCCGCUCGAAACUCUCAAUGCUCACCAAGCAGCCCAAAUUAUUUCUCAAGCUUUUGUUCUUAAAAGAUUCGAUAUUUCGUGGGAUUUAAUCCAGUGCUACCCAAGUUUGGGUAUUACUAAAGACUUGUCCGGAAAAUAUCCUUUGAAUAGAUUGGCUGAGAGCAUGAAAUGGGAACAUUUAUUUUUGAGUGAAAGCGGACUCAACUUCUGGGAACAAUGGAUUUAUGACCGUAUAGUCAUACCACCUUCUCCAAAAAUAGAUGAUAUCAGUACCAUAAACGUUAAUGACCCAGAAAAUCACAAAUGUAAUCAAAGGUGUCUCAUUCACUCGGUUACCAGUUUAUUCAGACGAUUUUUCGGAGGACUUUUGGGAAUCAGUCGCAUACAACGUAUGAAAUUGGUACAUGCCCAAGUUCAUGAAUUUUUACAUUGCAUGUGUGAAGUGAUGAAAAAUAAAGAUGUUACUCAAAUACAAGAUGAUAGCCUUCUUCGGUCAGCCAUUUUCCGAGCAGUAGAACAAGGAAAAGCUGAGUUCAUCACUCAUAUAUGUAGUGCAAAUCCAAACAUAUACCGAAUUACUAAUGAACAAGACAUGACCUUGUUUCAAUUUGCGGCUGAUUGUCGUCAAGAAAAGAUAUAUAGCCUCGUGUAUGUAUAUUAUUACAGAGACAAAAUUGAGAUUUUUCGGAGGAGAGACAAGUUUGACAAUAAUAUGCUACAUAUAGUCGGAAAUUUUUCGUCAUUUGCCCAAACUAAAGUGGACAAUAUACGGGGUGCAGCUUUACAAUUGCAGCGAGAACGACAAUGGUUUAAGGAGGUGCAAUCUCAGGCAGAGCUUGAGUCGCUUGAAGUUAUAAAUCAUACGGAUCAAGCGCCGCCGCGUGUGGUAUUUACCAAAUAUCAUAGAGAAUUAAUGAAGGAGGGAGAAAAGUCGAUGAAAGAAACUGCAACUUCAUGUACAGUUGUAGGUGCUCUUGUUGUCACUAUGAUGUUUGCUGCAGCAUUUACAGUUCCUGGCGGAAACAAUGAAGAUACAGGUGCACCUAUGUUCUUAAAGGCAAAGGAGUUCAUGGUAUUCAUUGUCUCAGAUGCAAUAUCAUUGUUUUCUUCUACUACUUCGGUGAUGAUAUUUUUAGGAAUUCUCACAUCACGUUACAAAGAAGAUGACUUCCUAAAAUCUCUACCGACCAAGAUGAUAUUGGGCCUUUUCACACUUUUUCUCUCCAUCGCAACCAUGAUGAUUACUUUUUCUGCUGCCCUUUACAUUAUGCUUCAUGGGAAACUAUGCAUCAUUAUCCCAGUUAUAUUACUUUCUAGCGUUCCAAUCGCCUCAUUUGUCUGGAUGCAAUUUCCCUUCUUUGUGGAGAUCUUCGUUUCCACUUACGGGGCGGAUAUAUUUGAUAAGAAAAAUCUAGAAAAAACUUGGGAAACAAUCUUAGAUUGCUAAUGUCUGAUGAAGAUUAUGUUUCAUUUUGCUGCUAUGUAAGAAGUGCUUGUAAUGGAAGCUUGGAACAAUGUACACUGCUUCCUAUUUUAUAGUGUAUAUGCUAUUAUCUAUAUGCUC
Molecule: messenger RNA, 2560 nt
Organism: Fragaria vesca subsp. vesca
Lineage: Eukaryota; Viridiplantae; Streptophyta; Magnoliopsida; Rosales; Rosaceae
Exons: 8
Coding region: 101-2443 (780 amino acids)
Molecular function (GO): protein binding
Source: RefSeq, a predicted model, not a curated record